CAAGGAUGACUGGAUCGGAAUCCGCGCGGCUAGAACUUCGCUCGGCAGAAACCCUACUUGCAAUUAAAUGAGUCCCGGCGCCGGUGGCGAGAAAGAAAAGCUAGUUGCAGCGGUAUCGUGAAACAGGUUAGGUAUGUUCCCGAACUGGUUGUGAUUGCCGCGACGGAUCUGUGUGUGAAGUUUGAUCUGCGUCUCUUUUCCGAAGUGCGGUCAUUUAGAUCAGUUAACGUUUAUUCCGUUUAGUGUCUGUGUUUGGUCGCUUUGAUUGCGUUCAAAAUGAAGGUGGAGCUGCUGACGACAUCUGGGAAGCCUAUAGGAGCAGUAGAGCUUUCAAAGGCAAGCACUGUGCAGGAUGUGAAAAAAGAAGUAUAUAAAAUCAAGAAGCAACUUUACCCAGAACGACAAUCAAUAAGACUGGAAGUAAAAGGCAAAGGAGCCAAAGAUUCGGACACUUUAGAAAAUUUAGGAAUUCAAGAUGGUGGAGCUUUAUAUGUUAAGGAUUUAGGACCACAAAUUGGAUGGUCCACAGUAUUCUUGAGUGAAUAUGCUGGCCCACUUUUCACAUAUCUAUUAUUUUAUCCCCGACCAAGCUUCAUCUAUGGGGCUGAUGCAGCUUCUUCAAAAUAUGAAUGUGUUGUCACGAUUGCAGCUAUUUGUUGGAGUGUGCAUUAUGCUAAACGUAUUCUAGAGACUAUAUUUGUACACAGAUUUUCUAAUGCUACAAUGCCAUUAUCUAACUUAUUCAAGAACUGUUCAUAUUAUUGGGGCUUUGCUGCUUUUGUAUCAUAUUUCACUAAUCAUCCUCUUUACACACCACCUAGCGAUGUCCAGAUGAAAGUUGGACUAGCAGCAUUUUUGAUUUGUGAAUUGGGAAAUUUGAGCAUCCACAUUGCAUUGCGAAACCUUCGACCACCUGGGACCAAAGUUCGAAAGAUCCCAGUAGCCACAGGCAACCCCUUCACCAUUCUGUUCAGUCUUGUAUCCUGCCCCAACUACACUUAUGAAAUUGGCAGUUGGAUUGCUUUUUCAGUGAUGACUGGAAGUUUGCCAGCUUUAAUAUUCACAAUUGCUGGUGCUUAUCAGAUGACAAUCUGGGCUCUUGGAAAACACCGAAAUUACAAGAAAGAAUUUUCAACCUAUCCAAAGCAACGGAAGGCCAUUUUCCCGUUUUUGAUCUAAAGUAACUUAACUGCUUUUAGUUGGUGAAAGAAUGACAGACAGGGUUUCUGAGGUAAAAAAAUAGUUCUAGAGAAUCCUACAACCUACUGAAUGUAUACCUCAGGAUAGUUCAACAUGUGUUCAGUGAGUUAAGAUUUUUUGGUUACCAAUUAAUGUAACACCACUAGUCGUUACAGAAUGAUAUUCAUUGUUAUUAUUUCUGUUUUUAUUCCAUCUUGGAAACAAGAUGGAAGUUGUAAAUAAAAAAAAAUGAAAUAAAAAUUUUAAACACACA
This is a messenger RNA of Bemisia tabaci, 1453 nucleotides long. Its product is annotated as probable very-long-chain enoyl-CoA reductase art-1. The record is from RefSeq and is a predicted model, not a curated record. Gene Ontology annotation, molecular function: oxidoreductase activity, acting on the CH-CH group of donors; protein binding. NCBI's taxonomy places the organism in Eukaryota, Metazoa, Arthropoda, Insecta, Hemiptera, Aleyrodidae. Gene Ontology annotation, biological process: very long-chain fatty acid biosynthetic process.